UAAAUUACCUUUAACUAAAAUAAUAAAAUAGAACUAAAGUAGGCAGUAGAAGAUAUAACAGUCUGUACGUUUACAAAGAUACUUUUAAUGAAAACGCAGUUGGUAAAUGACAUCUAGACGAAAGGACAAGUCGAUAUCUAGGUAUCUCGCUUCGUAAACAUGCUUCUAAUGUCAAACUGUCAUUAUCAGUGAUAACCAGUCUGUGGUGAUAACGAUUGCAAACUGAUUUAGCCAAGUUUGAAUUAGUAAUUUUAACAAGAACCACUUGAGUUCAUGGUUUCAACUGCCGUGGACCAACGUCCAAGGCCAUUUUUCAGUAUAUACUGAGAUACUAAAUCACAACAAUGACGAGUAGCUCCUGGGAGGAGUUCUUCGCGGUGCACCUGCCCCCUACAGACUUCGAGGACAACCGCUCCUUGCUGAAGGAGUUCUGUGAACGCCAUGACCAGUACGGGAAUAAGAUCGUUCUUGUCACUUCAGGUGGCACUACAGUACCCUUGGAGCACAACACAGUGCGGUUCGUGGACAACUUCAGUGCGGGCACUCGGGGCUCCGCGUCCGCUGAGUAUUUCUUGGAACAGGGGUACGCGGUCAUCUUCAUGCACCGCCAGAAGUCGCUGGAGCCCUUCACGAGGCACUUUAGCGGACAGAAACUGCUCGACAUGCUGGAUAUACAGGAGAGAGGGCCUAACACCACCAUCACAGUGAAACCAGACAGCGUAGAUGUGUUAGCGCCAGUCCUGCUGCGAUACAAAGCAGCCCACGCUGCCGGCGCCAUCUUGUACGUUUCCUUCACCACAGUAUCGGAGUACUUCUGGUUACUGCGCGCCGCGUGCGAAUGCCUAGCUAACCUGGGACCACGGGCGGUGUUAUACCUCGCCGCUGCGGUGUCAGACUUUUAUAUACCGAAGGAUAAAGUGCCAACCCACAAAAUGCAGUCGGGCAGUGGUGCACCGGUGAUCCAACUACACUUAGUGCCCAAGAUGCUGGCUCCCCUCGUCAACCUGUGGGUCCCGGAGGCUUAUGUGGUGUCCUUCAAACUGGAGACGGACGAGAAUUUACUUAUACCAAAAGCAAGAGCGGCUUUAGACAAGUACAAACAUAAGAUGGUGGUAGCGAAUUUGUUGCAAACGCGGCACCACAGAGUGAUCCUGGUCUCGCCCGAGGCUAGUCAGGAGAUUGUGCUUACCAGAGAAGAAGUCCACGCAGGUGUAGACAUUGAAAGCGCGAUAGUUGGUGAGAUAGUCCGCCUGCACGCGCACCACGCAGACGCCGCGCCUGCGCCCGCGCCGCGCUGACGACCGCGCGCGCGCCGCCGUCUGUACCUCACGCCGCACUAGCUGACGCACAACGUAUCGUACCAUACCCGCGCCACUAUACCUAUAGUUUACGCAAUAUAAUACAGGCACACUGUACACGC
Messenger RNA from Chilo suppressalis (striped riceborer), 1420 nucleotides. Lineage: Eukaryota; Metazoa; Arthropoda; Insecta; Lepidoptera; Crambidae. The record is from the annotation of a GenBank genome assembly.